AUGGUCUCCUUACAUGGUAGUGCUGAUGUCUUGAGCACGAAUCCCUCCUUACUGACCAAGUCUGGCCCAGCGGGGGCAUUUAUAUCUCUUUCCGCGCAAGAUGCCCCUACCUGCAUCAGUACCAUACACCGUCUGUUUGCCGCGCCCGAUGCCUCUAGGGAAGAAGGCCCAUCGUCCAAGCGGCGUAAGGUUGGUGGCGGUGGAGCUAUCGCCAUAAAACCACAGGCAAAAUUUGACGAGAAGAAGAGCAUUGUUUUGACCAAGAUAUCUAUAGAUUUAAAUAUGCCCGUUGCAUCGCACGGCUCUAUGGAUAUGGCGUAUACCACGACCGAAUCACAGGAACCUAUACUCGUAGAGCUGGAAUCGAUAUAUAGAGAACGCAACACAAGGCAGGCCUUUCAGGUUGCACUCUGGAACGUAGCCAACAGCACGGGUGUAGAUAUUGUUGCCACAACUCCUACUCCUUUCCUAGACUCGAUAGUAACCCACAUGCGAACCGCCGCCACACUUGCGACCACUCGUGCCGGGAAGAAGUCCAAGCCUGUGUCUCGGGCUGCUUUCUGUCGCUGUCAGCUGUACCAGCCUGCAGAUGGACAAACGUCAUACAGAUUGGACGUGGAAAUACGGUGGACUUUGGGUAUAUCAGUUGUUGAAGAUCCAAGUAUACGAGGUCACUACAUGAAUGAGGACCUGAAGCUCCUUUCUACCUACCUAAGCGACGCCGCCACAGAAGGCGAAAAGACCUGGACUUUGUCUGAUUUCUACGACUCCGUCCACGUACCACCAGCAGACCUGAAGGUUUCGCCACGCAUCAAACAAGCCCUGAAUGCUACCUCGCUGUUGCCAUUUCAAGAGAGAACGGUGGAUUGGCUUCUGCGGCGAGAGGGUGUCGCAUUUUCGCCUUCGGGUACGCUGGAGCCUUUCGUCAACACUUCCCCGCCGGCAUCGUUCCGACCGACAAAUGACGCAAUAGGCGUGCCAUGCUACGCAAGUCAACUUAGGGGCGCUGUAGUAACAGAUCUGGAUGCGGCCAAGGGCGACGCUUUACAGACACUGAGAGGUGGCAUACUCGCUGAAGAAAUGGGUCUUGGCAAAACGCUGGAGCUGAUCGCUCUGAUAUCUCACCACCCGCGUGUUGUUCGAGAGGACAAAAUCCACGACGAUUACACCGGGAUUGACGUCAAACCAUCCGGUGCUACACUAAUCAUCACUCCGUCUUCUAUAUUGGACCAGUGGGUGACCGAACUGUACAACCAUGCGCCUGAACUCAAAGUCUGUCAUUACAAGGGAAUUCCAUCUCUAAAUGCACCCAAGGAAGAUCAUGCUGCAUCUACCAUUGACCAUCUUAUGCAAUAUGAUGUAGUCUUGACGACGUACCAAGUUCUUGCCAAGGAAAUUCAUCACGCCGUACCCCCUCCCGACCGUAGCUCCCGGCGUGCCAAAACUUGUGAGCGCCGAACCAGUCCUCUUGUUGGUAUCUCCUGGUGGAGAGUCUGCCUCGACGAGGCACAGAUGGUAGAGAGUGGCGUCAGUCAGGCUGCUAAAGUGGCUCGCAUCAUACCCCGGUGUAAUGCAUGGGCAGUGUCUGGAACUCCACUUCGCAAAGACAUUCAGGAUUUGCGCGGUCUAUUGGUUUUUCUCCGCUGCGAUGCCUUUGCAAAUAACAAAGCAGUCUGGGGCCGCUUGGACAAAGCGUCUUUCAGGGGUAUCUUCAACGAGAUUGCCCUGAGAAAUACCAAAUAUAACGUUCGUAAUGAGCUCCAGCUACCGCCACAAAAACGCAUUGUCAUCACGGUUCCCUUCACCACAAUAGAGGAGCAACAUUACACCGAAUUGAUGCGCCAAAUGUGCGAUUCUUGUUGGCUCACGUCUGACGGGAAACCUAUAGCAGAGGAUCGUGACUUGACCCAUCCGGAUGUGAUUGAGAGAAUGCGAGAGUGGCUAGUCAGAUUACGCCAGACAUGUCUUCAUGUCAAUGUCGGACGGAGGAAUCGACGAGCUCUGGGUGCAAAGAAUGGUGCUUUACGCACUGUGCAUGAAGUUCUGGAGGUCAUGAUAGAGCAAACCGACACGAAAUGGAAGUCCUCUGCACGCGAAAUGAUUCUGUGCAUGAUCAAGAUGGGCCACAUACAUGCGUAUGCCGGCGAGUUUGUCACCCGAGCUGAGUCAGCACUUCCAUAUUAUCUCGCUGCGCAUAUAGAGGCGUCGGAGUAUAUUGAGAUAUGUAGGGAAGACCUGGCAGAAGAGGAGCAAAAACUGGGACGAAGUGCUUCAGUUGGACUUGGUGAGGGCGACGAUGAUGAGGAAGCGGAUAGUGGUAACUUGGGUCGCAUUCCCGUCUUACGCAAGUCGCUACGAACAUUCCUAGAGCUCGAUCAUGCCGCCCAUUUCUUCACCGCUACGACGAUUCAUCAGAUCAAAGAGAACCCCGAACUCACUGAGCCAGGCUCCAGGCUCUGGCACGAAAAGGAUAGAUCUGAAACUUCGUACUACGAGAAAGCCAAAGUAGUCCGACGUGAGCUCUUGAAGCAUUCGAAGAUCAGAGCUAAGCGUCAGAUGGAAAAGGUUGACGCAAAGAAGCCCUUCCAUCAAAUACCUAAAAUCGAAGACCUUCCAGACCUGGGUGGCAUUGAAGCGCGAAAAAUUCUCGAUGCGAUGGACAAUAUAAGCGAUUUCCUGAACGCUCAAGCCGAACAGAUACAAGCUUGGCGUACAAAGAUUGUCGACAUUCUCCUUACCCGCUUGGUGGACGAUGACGACGACGAUCAGGAAACCACUGGUGAGGAAUACGAUGACUCAUUGAAGGCUCAAGAUGAACUCUAUGUCUACAUUAUGGCUCUCCGAACUCUUGUUGCAGAUCGCAAUGCUGCUGUAAAUGGCCUACAGGAUACUUUGAUCGAGCACGAGCUGAAGGCUGCCGAAAAACAAGCCAAGAACAAGGACGGCCAAGAGGAUCGGGGUCACGCUCCCGAGCUCGUGAUAGAAGUCGUCAACACACGACGGAUGCUACAGGCUACGCUACAACCUGGGUCUUUGAAGGGUGUCGUAUCUGGCGUACGCUCCCUGAUCAACGGCUUGCAAUGGAGAGCAGAUAAUGGUGACUCUCGUGCUUCUACAGAGCUGAGUAUUCUCCAGAAGCACAUCACCAGGAUUCAAACGGUCACUUCCGAACAAGCAAAGGCUAUCACAGAGCUGGAGAAAGAACAAGAAAUGUUCAGAGGCACCAUGAAUCAGCGACUAGAAUACUAUCGACAGGUUCAGCAUAUUUCUGACACUGUCGCAAAGUACCAGGAGGACCUUGAUGAGUUUUUCAACAAGCGCGAGUUUGAAAAGACGCAGCAUGCGCGGGAUUUGAAGAAAGAGGAUGCUACUACUCACAAGGCAAGGUACACCUACCUCAGGCAUCUCCGAACCGAGAACCAGAACGAGGCGACGGCCGAAUGCAUCAUCUGUAGAGAAGAUAUUGAGCUCGGCGUCCUAACAUCUUGCGGACAUAAGUACUGUAAAGAUUGCAUCAAUACAUGGUGGCGUGUGCAUCGCACCUGCCCAACAUGUAAACAAAAGCUCGGCUCGUCCGAUUUUACGGACAUAAGUUUUAAGCCAAGCGAGAUUAGGGCCAAAGAGGAGAUCCAUGAGUCCGGUAGCCUAACACAAGCCUCAACCCCAGGCUCCUCUUCCACGGCCUCAAUCUACUCCGAUAUUUCCGAUUCAACAAUGCGAGAAAUCAAAAUGAUCGACCUUGACGGCUCCUACGGCACAAAAGUCGAUAUGAUCGCCCGCCACUUAAUCUGGAUCCGCAAAAACGACCCAGGAGCAAAGUCCAUCAUCUUCUCCCAAUUCGGCGACUUCCUCGGCGUCCUACGCGACGCCCUCGACAAGUGGAAAAUCGGCGCCAGCAGCAUCGCCGAUAGAAACGGAAUCCGCAAGUUCAAAACAGACCAAAGCGUAGAAUGUCUACUCUUAGACGCAAAAACAGACUCCUCGGGCUUGACGCUGGUAAAUGCAACAUAUGUCUUCCUCUGCGAACCCCUGAUAAACCCCGCCAUCGAACUGCAAGCCAUCAACCGCGUCCACCGCAUCGGCCAGCAACGUCCCACAACAGUAUUCAUGUACCUCAUCAGUGAUACCGUCGAGGAAGCCAUCUACGACAUUAGUGUUACCCGCCGCUUAGAACACAUGAGCAGCAACGACCGCUCGAAAGCGCCCUCGCGCUCUGGCUCCGCAGCUCCAGGCCUCAAGGAGCAAAACCUCGAUGCUGCGAACUCUGCUGAAUUGCAAUCUGCACCUCUUAAGCAGCUCCUGCGUAAAAAGGGUGAUGGCGAAGUCGUCCAGGAAGACGACCUGUGGCACUGUCUCUUUGGCAAGCCGAAGAAGGAACCCCAACCUGUAUUGGAGAGCGUGGUGGCGAGGGAGCUUAGGGCUGGGGCUGCAGAGGCUAGGUUGGCGAAUGCGGGGCCCGCAGCGGCAACGGCUGGGGAUGCUGACGAUGGGGAUGUGGAGAUGGUGGGUCUGCCUGGGAGCAGUGGUGGCGCGGCGGGUGCGAUUCCCAUUGUGGGUGCGAGGUGGGAUGAUGAAGUGAGGUUGUAG
Molecule: messenger RNA, 4587 nt
Organism: Pyrenophora tritici-repentis Pt-1C-BFP
Lineage: Eukaryota; Fungi; Ascomycota; Dothideomycetes; Pleosporales; Pleosporaceae
Product: HepA, Superfamily II DNA-RNA helicase, SNF2 family
Biological process (GO): DNA damage response; protein polyubiquitination
Cellular component (GO): nucleus
Molecular function (GO): ATP binding; ATP-dependent chromatin remodeler activity; ubiquitin protein ligase activity
Source: RefSeq, a predicted model, not a curated record